UCCAACGUCCGCGUCGCGGUGCGAUGCCGCCCGUUCAACGCGCGCGAGAAGCAGCUCUCGUCCCCGUGCGUCGUGAAGAUGGACGGCGCGCGGACGACGAUCACGAAUCCGGUGAACGGGACCUCGCACACGUUCGAGUUCGAUCACUCGUUCUGGUCGCACGACCCCUCGGGCGGCGGCCGCGGCGGACCGACGCACGCGUCGCAGGAGACGGUGUUCGACGAGCUCGGGAGGGACCUCCUGGAGAACGCGUGGGCGGGGUACAACGUGUGCCUCGUCGCGUACGGACAGACGGGCAGCGGCAAGUCGUACAGCAUGAUGGGCGGCGGCGGCGGCGGCGGGGACCACGCGGGCGUCGUCCCGCGCGCGGCGAGGGAGAUAUUCGAUCGCAUGCGCGGCGACGACAGCGCGCGCGUAGAGGUGACGAUGAUCGAGAUUUAUAACGAGCGCGUGAAGGAUCUGCUGAACGCGGGGGGUGGGGGGGGGUCGACGAACCCGUUCGCGGAAAACGGCGGCGGCGGGUUGAAAAUUCGAACGCACCCGACGCGGGGACCGUACGUCGAAGGCCUCACCCCGUGCGCGGCGCGCGAUUACGACGAGGUCGUCAGGCUCAUGGACCGCGGCGAGAAAGCGCGGAGCGUCGCGUCGACGGCGAUGAACGCGACGUCGUCGCGAGCGCACACGAUCGUCGAGUUAAGGAUAUCUCGCGCGGACGCGGACGGGAGCGAAAUUCGAAGCAAAGUGAGCCUCGUCGACCUCGCCGGGAGCGAGCGCUCGGACGCGACGGGGGCGACGGGCGCGCGGUUGAAAGAAGGCGCGGCGAUCAACAAGUCCCUGAGCGCGCUCGGGAACUGCAUCUCCGCGCUCGCGGAGAAGGGAGGCGGGAAGAAGCUCGUGCCGUACCGAGACAGCGCGUUGACGCUUCUGUUGAAGGAGAGCCUGGGGGGGAACGCGAAAACGGUCAUGAUCGCGGCGUUAUCGCCCGCGGCGGUGAACUACGAAGAGACCCUGAGCACGCUCAGGUACGCGGACCGCGCGCGGAGGAUCGAGGGCACCGCGACGGUGAAC
Messenger RNA from Micromonas pusilla CCMP1545, 1068 nucleotides. RefSeq lists its product as uncharacterized. The transcript has a single exon. Gene Ontology annotation, molecular function: ATP hydrolysis activity; microtubule motor activity; ATP binding. NCBI's taxonomy places the organism in Eukaryota, Viridiplantae, Chlorophyta, Mamiellophyceae, Mamiellales, Mamiellaceae. Gene Ontology annotation, biological process: cytoskeleton-dependent intracellular transport; microtubule-based movement. The record is from RefSeq and is a predicted model, not a curated record. The annotation marks the transcript as partial. Gene Ontology annotation, cellular component: kinesin complex; microtubule.